Molecule: messenger RNA, 1068 nt
Organism: Acaulospora colombiana
Lineage: Eukaryota; Fungi; Glomeromycota; Glomeromycetes; Diversisporales; Acaulosporaceae
Source: the annotation of a GenBank genome assembly
AUGUCAUCAAUUUCCACUCAGAACCAAAAACCUCUUGUCACUUUAUUGCUAGUCCUCGUCACCAUUUCUUCAGGCAUAUUUGCCGCGCCAGUAGACAAACGAAACUUCCUAAAUUAUGGUUAUCCACAACCCUUUGUGACUUUUCAGGAAGCAAACCAAAACAUUGCCACCACAGAAGCCGCCAAUGUUAAUUCCUUAGGCAUCGAAACCCUUAACGCUGCUGAGGCUGCUGCUACCUUUGAUAAUGAGAAUCUUGCAUCAUUAUUGAUUCUCAAGCGUAACGAGGACAAACGUAACUUCUUGGGCGCGGGCGGCAUGGGCGGCGGCUUCCAACCCUUCGUGGCUUUCGAGACGGCUAACGAAAAUAUUGCUACCACUGAAGCUGCUAAUGUAAAUUCUCUAGGAAUUGAAGCCCUUAACGCUUGCGAAGCUGCUGCCACCUUCGAUAAUGAGAACGCUGUAACAGCUUUGAUUGUCAAACGUGACGAGAACAAACGUAACUUCUUAAACAAUGGCUUUCAGCAACCUUUGGUGACCUUCCAAACCGCCAACGAAAAUAUUGCUACCACGGAAGCCGCUAAUGUCAAUUCGUUAGGAAUCGAAGCUCUUAACGCUGCCGAGGCUGCCGCAACCUUCGAUAAUGAGAACAUCGAAUCAGUUUUAAUUCUCAAACGUGACGAGAACAAACGUAACUUCUUGGGCGCGGGCGGCAUGGGCGGCGGCUUCCAACCCUUCGUGACUUUCGAGGCGGCCAACGAAAAUAUUGCUACCACGGAAGCUGCUAAUGUAAAUUCUCUAGGAGUUGAAACCCUUAACGCUUGCGAAGCUGCUGCCACCUUCGAUAAUGAGAAUGCUGCAACACUCUUGAUUCUUAAGCGUGAUGAAAGCAAACGUAACUUCCUAAACAAUGGCAUCGCCCAACCAUUCGUGUCUUUCCAAGUCGCUAACGAAAACAUUGCCACCACGGAAGCCGCUAAUGUUAAUUCCCUAGAAGUUGAGGCUCUCAACGCUGCUGAGGCUGCUGCUACUUUCGAUAAUGAGAACUUUGCAUCAUUGCUUAUUGUCUAA